Fusarium tjaetaba is the source of this 2316-nucleotide messenger RNA. RefSeq names its product transcription factor ZMS1. Bases 1 to 2316 code for a protein of 771 amino acids. The transcript has 4 exons. The record is from RefSeq and is a predicted model, not a curated record. NCBI's taxonomy places the organism in Eukaryota, Fungi, Ascomycota, Sordariomycetes, Hypocreales, Nectriaceae.
AUGCACAAGAUGACACAGCCCCAGAAGGGGAAGAAGAGGAGGGCAAGGAAGAAGAAGGAUUCAAAUCUUCAAUCACCCAAACCACUACCCGCAAAAAGCUCGAACGAAGAUGCGGAGGGCGAAGAUGGUAUCCAGGCACCAGAGCUAUUGGCAACGGCACCAGUGGAAACAGAGCCAUUGGGAACCGAGUCUGUGGAAACGGAACCUGUGGAUACAGAGCCAGCAGACACAGAGCCCGUGGACGCUGAGCCAAGAGAAACAGAGUUGGCUAUGAACAAUAGCGUAAUCAAUGAUGCCAACAACCUUUCUUGGAACAUCAAUGGUUCCAACGCUUUCACGGUUCCUCCAGCAGAUGGAACUUGGCCACCUAAUGAUGAAUCAAUUGCUGUUGCACCACAACCAAUGAACCCAAUGCUCCAACUCGAUGACAUGGGAAGCUUUCAAGAAGUACCGGAUCUCACUACGGCUAUCCCCAAUAUCAAUUGGCUCUCGGACAGUCAAUUUGCUUCAUUGUGGGAGAAUCAAUUGCCGAUUAUCCCCGAAGGCCUUGGUUCAAUGGCAUACACAUUUCCCUCUGAAUUAAUCGGGCCUAAUUCUGUCUCUUCUUGGGUCCCAGAACAGCCCCUGGACGUCAAUAUGAGCAUCACUGGCCCAAUGGAAACACCAGCCAUCGAACUGGAUCAGACAUACUACCCAACAGUUGUGGAAAGCCCUUACGACGAACAUGCAAGUAGUAUUAACGGUUCGAAUGCAUCAUCCUCAAGCAAUGGAGCCCUCUACGUGGAUGGGACAGCAGCUAGGGCCCCGUUUCGUGGUCAACUACUCCCCCAGCAAACGAACUUACAGAGCACUCGCCCUGAACAGGACCCUCGCCUCCCCGAAGCAGAUGGGCCAGACUACAGUUAUCUAAAAUCCUUAGUAGCGAGUAUGCGAGAAUCAUCUGAUAACAUGUCUGUACCAGAGGCUCUCUAUUCCAAACUAUCGUCUGUGAUUCAGAAUGAUAUUGGGAUCGAUUCGUCACUUGAUUUAGACGUUCAGAUCCCCCCUCUGGAGAACAUUAGGGCCUUUGUGCUGAUUUAUUACCAAUGCUUUCACCCGACCUAUCCGUUUAUACAAAAAAACUCCUCCGUCUGGCAAAUCUCAGACAACUGGAUCCUGUUACUGGCUGUAGCAACCACUGGCGCUCGAUAUGCUGGGAUUCAAGAUGGUGACAUAGCUGUCACGUCAUGGAUGCAAACUCAGUCAAAGUUGCGCACCGGCUUUAUGAUAUGGAACUUUCGGGUAGUCACGGUACUCGAGGCACUUCAUCUUCUUUACAUGGAAAAGCGGCAACCAUCCAACUUAACGGAGUUUGGAAACAUCGUCUUAAUAUACGCAGUGUGUGCGAGGACCAAGGAAGCAGCCUACCAGUAUGGAACGGCUUUGUCACGAUGGACUCCAGUUGCUCAUGUUGAGCCACGUAAGGAAUCUGUUUGCGUAACUGAAACGUGGCCACCAACUCUUGAAAUGGUCACAAGAUGGAGAAACAGUGCCUGCGACGCCUUUGAUAUCUUGCAUUGGAAAGCGAACGGCAAAGCGGCUAAUGCUGGUGGGACAGAGCACCCGACGAUUCUUCACCUCCACCUUUCCCGGUUAUAUAUCUUGACACCUACGAAGCAUUUCCAGAGGGUCGCUGCAUCUGCAGUCCUACGACAAAAUGGCAGCAAACUUCAGAACAAUAUGGAAUACUCGGAAGCGUGUAAUCACAUUCAACGUUGGGCCAACAUCGACCAGUAUAAGGCAAGACUGUCCAUAAUACAUGCUGGCGCUUUGUUGUGGCAUGUCCGUCGAUAUAGUAGCAACGACUUCAUAGAGCCCCACGCUAUUUACCUUGCUACCCUUUCGAUAUGGGCUUACAGCGUGUUCAAUACCCCUAGGACUGAGUCCCAGCAACAACGUGAUGAUGAAGUAUCAAGGUCGGUGCCAGCUUCUGGGGAUCGUGAAUCGCAGGGAUCGGUUGGAAAUAAUGAGGUAGAGAGCGAGGAGGAGCCAGAUCCGACGUUUAUUCAUCUUGAUCGACCUUGUGAUGAUGAAAUGGUUCAAGUAUACAUACGUCUAGGGCAUAAGAUGGCUGGCCACUUACACCGAGUUGGCAAUAUCUGCAGCCCCAAUGCUCCACCGAAGAUUCUCAAAGAAGGUAUAAGGAUGUUAUCACAUGCAAGAGCCAAAAACAAGGAAUGGGGGAUCGAAAUUUCCUAUGUUAUGGGUUUGACAAGUCUGUUACAUGGUACCACUGCACAAGAAAAUGGUCGUGCAAGCGGAACGCGUGUAUUCUAA